This is a messenger RNA of Rotaria socialis, 381 nucleotides long. The record is from the annotation of a GenBank genome assembly. NCBI's taxonomy places the organism in Eukaryota, Metazoa, Rotifera, Eurotatoria, Philodinida, Philodinidae.
AUGGCUUGCAAUGAACCUUUUUCAAUAUAUUAUGGUGGAAAAAAUGACAUUGAUCGACAUAUAAAGGAAAAAGAACACAUCAAUAACAUGAAAUCAUUUAGUAUAAAUCGACUAUUGAUAACAUUAACAAUGAAGCCAAAUAAGGAGAGUGAAGAAAUAGCAGCUGCCGAAGGUAUAAUUGAUCUGAUCGAAGAUGCCAAUGAAUCAGUCGCGAAUACCUUUGAAAAUCUUAUGACUGCAAUAAAAAACUCUAGUUUGCUCUUGGAUGGUCUUACAUCAAUCGGAGCUGAUAAUACAAAUGUUAACAUGGGUAAUACUCAUAGUGUCUAUACAUUGUUUCAUAAUCAAAUUGAAAAUCUAUUUAAAUGUAAACUGAGUUAA